Naumovozyma dairenensis CBS 421 is the source of this 840-nucleotide messenger RNA. It is a transcript of the gene LHP1, whose product is annotated as tRNA maturation protein LHP1. Gene Ontology annotation, molecular function: mRNA binding. NCBI's taxonomy places the organism in Eukaryota, Fungi, Ascomycota, Saccharomycetes, Saccharomycetales, Saccharomycetaceae. Bases 1 to 840 code for a protein of 279 amino acids. The transcript has a single exon. Gene Ontology annotation, biological process: RNA processing. Gene Ontology annotation, cellular component: nucleus. The record is from RefSeq and is a predicted model, not a curated record.
AUGUCUGAAUCCGCUGACGUUACACCUCAACCAAGACGUAAUUCUUUCUCCCCAAUUGAAUUCAAUGCCAAGAUAUCUCAACAAUGUUUAAAACAAGUUGAAUUUUAUUUCUCAGAAUCAAACUUCCCAUAUGAUAAAUUUUUACGUUCCACCGCUGAAAAGAAUGAUGGGUGGGUCCCAAUUAGUACCAUAGCGACAUUUAAUCGUAUGAAGAAAUAUAGACCAGUUGAUAAAGUCAUUGAAAUUUUGAAAACUUCUAAAAUCUUACAAGUUUCUGAAGAUGGUGAAAACGUUAAGAGAAUUGUCCCAUUAGAUUUAUCUAAGGAUUCGAAAAAUAGUAAAAGAUUUGAUCAAAAUAAAAGAACUUUAGUUAUCAUGAAUUUCCCUCAUGAAAAUGUUGAUGUGGAAUUCAUUGAAUUGCAAGAGAAUAUUGAAAAUUUCUUACAUGAUUUGGCUAAUGUUAACCAAGUUCGUUUAAGAAAGGAUCAUCAAAAGAAAUUUAAUGGGAAUGUAAUUGUAGAAUUCCAAACUUUGAAUGAUUGUGAAGAUUUUAAGAAAAAAUAUUCUGUGGAUAAUAAGGAAAAUCCAGAUCAAAAGGAACCAUUGGAAACUUUAUCAUAUGAAAAUCGUAAAUUGAACGUUUUAACUAAGAAACAAUUCGAUUUACAAAGAGAAGCAACUAAGUCGAAAAAUUUCAGUGGAUCUGGUCAAAGAUCAAGAUCUUUUACUGGCCAUAGAAAAAAUAUGCCAAAAAUCACUCCUCCUGAAUCUACUGAAAAAGAAAAUGAAACUGCUGAAAAGGCCUCUGAAUCUGCUAUAGAAGCUGAUAAGGAAAACUAG